Drosophila eugracilis is the source of this 2337-nucleotide messenger RNA. It is a transcript of the gene par-6, whose product is annotated as partitioning defective protein 6. Gene Ontology annotation, biological process: centrosome cycle. Gene Ontology annotation, molecular function: protein binding. Lineage: Eukaryota; Metazoa; Arthropoda; Insecta; Diptera; Drosophilidae. The record is from RefSeq and is a predicted model, not a curated record. The transcript has 3 exons. The coding region runs from base 319 to 1377 and encodes 352 amino acids.
AAUUAUUGCGCGGUCACACUGGAAUUAUUACCAUCCACACACCUCCAUCCAUUUCUUUUAUUUAAUUAGUUUUAAUUUAGAUUUCUAACUCUAAUUUAUUGUCGACCCCAAACAAUCGUUGCCCCCGCCAUCGGUACGCUGCAGUUUAGUUCGGUUUCGGUUCGUAUCGGGCGAUAUCGGUUCGAUUUCGAUCCUGAAGAUCAGAUCAGAAUCAGAGAAACUGAACUGCUCUGUGUUUUGUGCUGUGUGUGAGGCGAGAAAAUUGUGUGCACUUUUGAUCGGAUCAAAUCGAAUCGCAUUGUAUUGAAACGCAGCAAGAUGUCGAAGAACAAGAUAAACACAACGUCUGGCACGGCGAACGCUGAUUCGAAUCUGAUCGAGGUGAAAUCGAAGUUUGAUGCGGAGUUCCGGCGGUGGAGUUUCAAGCGAAAUGAGACGGAGCAGAGCUUCGACAAAUUUGCGGCCCUCGUUGAGCAGCUGCACAAGCUAACCAACAUCCAGUUUCUCAUACUCUAUAUCGAUCCGCGGGACAACGAUCUGUUGCCGAUCAAUAACGACGAUAACUUUGGCCGUGCACUGAAAACAGCACGUCCACUUCUACGAGUCAUAGUGCAGCGGAAAGAUGAUCUAAAUGAGUACUCUGGCUUUGGGACAAUGAAACCGAGGAAUCUUAUCGGCAGCAUACUGAUGGGACAUACGCCCGUGAAGACAAAGGCCCCGUCGAUAUCAAUACCGCAUGAUUUUCGUCAGGUUUCGGCCAUUAUAGAUGUGGAUAUUGUGCCGGAAACGCAUCGAAGAGUUCGGUUGCUAAAGCACGGUAGCGAUAAGCCCUUGGGAUUCUAUAUAAGGGAUGGCACCUCGGUGAGGGUUACGGCCAGUGGACUGGAGAAGCAACCGGGCAUAUUUAUAUCCCGUUUAGUGCCGGGUGGCCUGGCCGAAAGUACCGGCUUGCUGGCCGUUAACGAUGAGGUGAUCGAGGUAAAUGGCAUCGAAGUGGCUGGCAAGACCCUCGAUCAAGUCACAGACAUGAUGGUGGCCAAUAGCUCUAAUUUGAUAAUCACUGUGAAACCGGCCAAUCAGCGCACGCUAACGUCUACGCAUCGCGGAUCCUUCUCGAGGAAUAGCCAGCUGUCCAGUGGGUCACAUCACACUAAUAAUACCAACACCUCCGACGAAAUCGAGCACGACGAUCAGGACGAUAUCGUUGACCUAACGGGCGUGACACUUGACGAGAGUCCCACGUCCACAUCAGCCGGCAAUCACAAUCACAAUCAGCCACCAUUAUCCUCAUCACCCUCGUCGCACCACCAGCAGGCAGCCUCCAAUGCAUCCACGAUAAUGGCCAGUGAUGUCAAGGAUGGUGUGCUGCAUUUGUAGGAUUAAUCAUAGGAAAGACAGCACAUCUAGCAGCAUCCCGAACUCAAGCAACGGAAAACGCGAAACCACAGCAGAGAAGCGUAGAGGAUUUUCAGUUUAUCAGACUUAACUUUCCUUAAGAUCGAAUAAGUUCGUUAAACUCGAGUCAAUUAUUUAAUGUUAUACAAGUUAGGCCAGCUAAUCAUAUGUAUACAGAUCGUUUAUUUAUAUAGCUCACUUACUAUAUAGACUGUCAAACUGCUCAAGAAACCAUGUUUUUUGAUAUUAUAUUUAUAAGAUCAGAAAACAUGAUUGAUUGAGUCAAAUUGAGAAUAGUAGAAAUCUAGGCAAAUAUCUUGGUUCAUAUCCUGUAAAUGUUUAAAUAUCACGCGUAUUACGUAAAGCUAAAUUUCUGCAAAAUUUCAACUUGUAUAGUGAGUGAGCGAUAUAUAAAAAACGAUUAUGAUAUAUGUAAUCAUACGACUUUCCCUCAUACAUUCCACGGAACACACUCAAAGUCACACAAAAAACCAACCUAUUCAUUUGCACGUUUUUGAAUGCAGUCCCUUGUUUUAAUCUUUUUCCUUGGCAUAUAUAUAUGUGUAUUUAAAUUUGUAAGAUUUACGUCUUGUUAUUAUUCUUGCUUGUUGCAUUAGACUAGAGUGAGACAGCUAGAGGAGAGAAUGAAAUAGAGAGAGUGCAUCAAAUGCAGAAGGCAGAUCAAUUUACUUAACUUAACCAUUCGGAUCAAACGAUUCGGAAAAGGCAAUAAUUGUAAACAAAAUCAUACAUACGAGCAUGAAUAAUUUAUAACCAAAACAUUCCAUUUUAUGUACUUUGACAAGUCGAAAAAAAUCCCAAAAAUAUGAAUGGUUCUUGAUUUGCGAAAUUUGUUUAAUUUGAUACGAUAAGUCUGUGUAAGUCUGCUAUGUACUUUUUUAGACCAGCUUCACGUUUUUUUUUUUGGCAUUACUCAUUAUA